AUGUUCCCACAUCUCAGAGAAGGUACUGACGGUACACAAAAUAACAAUGUUGGCCUAGGAGAGUCAAUGACGUCAAUGUGGGAGAAUUUAGCUCCUCAUUGGCAGUUGGCUGUCGUUGGUGGCGGCGUACUUACCAUACUCCUACUCCUACUACUUUUCUGCUGUAUUUGUUGCUGUAGAACAAGGAAAAAAGCGUCGAAAGAUCGUGCUGGAGCCUCUGCGGCUCAUUCUCUUCUACCAGCCACUAAUCCUCCAUCUGUCGUUAAUAGCGCAACAAAUUCUGCCUAUUAUCAACGAAAACUGAAUGGAACCUCAACUCCCAUAGUAAAUCGAUCUGGCAUUGGUACUGGUCCCAUGGAAAUGGCAUCACUUCUACCCAGUCAUGCUGUACCACCACCCUAUAGCGAUGGAUUUGUUGUACCGGCUGAAGAACCCUAUCAUAUUCUUGAAAUCCCUGCUAAUCAGGUAGACACUUUCGCUAUAUUUUGA
This is a messenger RNA of Strongylus vulgaris, 489 nucleotides long. NCBI's taxonomy places the organism in Eukaryota, Metazoa, Nematoda, Chromadorea, Rhabditida, Strongylidae. The record is from the annotation of a GenBank genome assembly.